GGAACGGCUGGAGUGGGCUCUCGGGAAAAGUCUCUUAACGCUGGCGGGGAGGAGCAGCACCUCUGCUCACUAGUGUGUGGCUUAGCCUGGACCUCCUCAUGCAUGACUCUGACCCCGAGAAGGCGCUUCAAGGAUAACCCAGAAGCAAAACGCCUCCCCCGAUGCCUACCAGUUCUCUAAGAGUCUGAUGACAAGCCUUUCACGCCCAGAAAUGGUAAUCGUAUUCUCUGACUACGCCAUCCCGUCUUUUUCGUUCGUCUUCUGCCAGCUUUAUUUUAGGUAACGUAAGCGUUCCUUUUGAACCCUGGGGAAACUAGCUGUAAAAUACGCCGACUUAGUGGGGAGAUGCGGCGUUAAGUGUGCACCACUGCCUUAGACUGAGGACAGCCAGCCAAAGCGCGUGGUACCGCGGGGACAAGACAAGCAGCAGACCCAAAAAUUCGCUGGCCGGGAGGCGGGCGGGGCGAAGCGCGGCCCCGCCCCUGCCCUUUGUGACGUAGGACAAUGCCUGCCACGCGUCGGAACUAGGUUUCUGGGGCGCGAGCGACUCGAACGAGGGUACGUGGUGGUCAUCUGCGGCGAAUUCCAGGAACCAUGCAUUUCUUAUUUAGAUUAAUCGUUUUCUUUUACGUGUGGGGCAUUUUUACUGCUCAGGGGCAAAAGGGAGAGGAGGAAGUGAAAAUAGAAGUUUUGCAUCGUCCAGAAAAUUGUUCUAAGACAAGCAAAAAGGGAGACCUGCUAAAUGCCCAUUACGACGGCUUUUUGGCUAAAGACGGCUCGAAAUUCUACUGCAGCCGGACACAAAAUGAAGGCCACCCCAAGUGGUUUGUCCUUGGUGUUGGACAAGUCAUAAAAGGCCUCGACAUUGCAAUGAUGGAUAUGUGUCCUGGAGAGAAGCGAAAAGUGAUUAUACCCUCUUCAUUGGCAUAUGGAAAGGAAGGCUAUGAAGGCAAGAUUCCACCUGAUGCAACGUUAAUUUUUGAGAUUGAACUUUAUGCUGUGACCAAAGGACCACGAAGCAUUGAAACAUUUAAACAGAUAGACACGGACAAUGACAGACAACUCUCUAAAACCGAGAUAAAUCACUACCUGAAAAAGGAAUUUGAAAAAGAUGAGAAGCCACGUGACAAAUCAUAUCAGAACGCAGUUUUAGAAGAUAUUUUUAAGAGGAACGACCAUGAUGGUGAUGGCUUCAUUUCUCCUAAGGAAUACAAUGUAUAUCAACAUGAUGAACUAUAGCAUAUUUUUAUUUCUAAAUUUUCUUAGCUACCUACUGUACUUUAUAUAUAAAGCAGUCACUUUUCUCCAAGUUGUAUUUUCUAUUUUUCCCCGAUGAACGUAUUUUGAUCCCCUCAAUACAUGUAAUUUUGGAAUAAUAAAUGUGAGACUGUUUUGCAAAGUUAA
Molecule: messenger RNA, 1404 nt
Organism: Vicugna pacos (alpaca)
Lineage: Eukaryota; Metazoa; Chordata; Mammalia; Artiodactyla; Camelidae
Gene: FKBP7
Product: FKBP prolyl isomerase 7
Molecular function (GO): peptidyl-prolyl cis-trans isomerase activity; calcium ion binding
Source: RefSeq, a predicted model, not a curated record